Platichthys flesus (European flounder) is the source of this 3494-nucleotide messenger RNA. It is a transcript of the gene ube2f, whose product is annotated as ubiquitin-conjugating enzyme E2F (putative). Bases 269 to 823 code for a protein of 184 amino acids. The record is from RefSeq and is a predicted model, not a curated record. The transcript is spliced from 10 exons. NCBI's taxonomy places the organism in Eukaryota, Metazoa, Chordata, Actinopteri, Pleuronectiformes, Pleuronectidae.
GGAACGGCAGGCACCGCACUUCCGUUGCCCAUGACGCCGGAUCCAAGUUGUGACAGCUGAGUGUCCAUGUCAGUGCGAGUCCGCCGGGAGCCUCCAGGUCCUGUGUGUGUGUGAGAGAUCCAGAGUCCGACGCGCCUGCGCCCGUCCCCGGCCUCAGACGGCGCCUCGAACACGGGAGGGCGGGUUGAUUAUGGUGUAGCACGGAGCGCUAGCUCUGAGACAGCAGGACUUUGAGCAGCAGACCGAGGCAGACCACAACGGCGUAGCCAUGCUUACACUGGCCAGUAAACUGAAGAGGGAGGAUGGAGGAAAGACGGGACGUGCCUCUGGAGCCUCCGACUCCACCCACAGAAUCUCCAUCAGAGACCGCCUCCUUACCAAAGAAGUUGCAGAGCUUGAAACCAAUCUGCCCAGUACAUGCAAAGCCAGUUUCCCCGAUGAAGACCAGCUGCAUCAUUUUCAGCUGGCCGUGUCUCCUGACGAAGGUUACUACCAAAGUGGACGGUUUCAGUUUGAAAUCAACGUUCCCGAAGCCUACAACAUGGUGCCUCCUAAAGUCAGAUGUCUAACCAGAAUAUGGCAUCCUAACAUCACAGAGAAUGGAGAGAUCUGUUUGAGCUUAUUGCGGGAACACUCUAUUGAUGGCACAGGCUGGGCCCCCACAAGAACAUUAAAGGACGUUGUCUGGGGAUUGAACUCCUUGUUUACUGACCUGUUGAACUUUGAUGACCCGUUGAACAUCGAUGCGGCGGAACAUCAUCUGAAGGACAAGGAGGAUUUCCGGACCAAGGUUCAAGAUUACAUCAAACGCUACGCCAGAUGAUAGAAGCACCAACAUCUGCCUGCAACAAUCAACCAAACUACUCUACCUUGCCUCUGCUUAACUUGGCCAACUUCCUGAUGUGUGUGUGACAGCUGAUUAUGUGACAGUCACGACUCCCCCCCCUCGACACCUCGCCCGCCUGUGCCCGUCUCUGUUCACCCGAUUGCAAUAAUCACCAUCUUGUAGGAACUAAUAGAAAAAAUUAGAAAAAAAGAUGUGUGGCUACGAAAAGGCUUGCAUACAAAAGAAGUUUUUCCUUUCAUUAUCUUAAAGAGUUGAGUUUCACAAUGACCACGAUGUCUUCAUCUGGCAAGACGACCAGUCGGAAAUGAGCCAAUGGCAACGAGCGGGACCCGAUGGGAAGAUUCACUGGCGAAAAAAAAAAAAAAAAAAAAAAAACAUACAUGAAGCUAUUUUAAAAUUUGAUGACUCAUGAGAAAGAAUUUGCUACUAUCAAUUCUCUGUUUCAGUGCCUGCCAUGUUUGUGUUGCUAAAGAGAAAAUGCGUGUGAGUUCACAAGCACGCACACACACACACACACACACACACACACACACACACACACACACACACACGGCAAAACACACAGACAGACACUGUCGCAUUCUGUGGUAAGACGUGAAUAUAUGUACAUGCAUUUCUUGUCUGUUAAACACACACACACAGUUAAGUUGAACAGCCCCCCUGCCCCACUCGACAGCAUGUGAAUGACCACAUUGUCCUGUUGAGUUGUUAUUCUCACAAGUACACACACACACACACACACACACGCACACACUACAGACAUAGAUACAUACAAUUAUUUUGUAUUUUCAGCCCCAGUGGGAUAAAGUACUAUUACUAAAACCACAGCCAAAUGUAUUGUACUAUUUUCAGCCAUCAUCUCUUUUCCCUAUUCUCCUUUACAGUUUUUUGUCUUUCCUCCACCCCACCAUAUUUCAGUUUCACUCACACACAAACACACACACACAGGUUCCUUUUCUCAUUGAGGUUUGUAGCGUUGUACCCAAGAACUUUGGGUUUUAAACUGACUCUGGGGUUAAAGUACUGAUUUGGGUUUAAAGGUGCUUUUUGUUUGGCUGCUGGUCGGCAGCCAACGUUGGCAGCAGCCGUUAACUUUACCCGUCUGGCACAAACGUUUAAAGUUCACAUUUCCCUUCGCAAUAGAAAUGUUGUUUCGUUCCUAUUGCUAUCAUUUCUUUCCGUCUGCCAAAGUUGGGAAGCCGGCCCGACCCAACCCUGUCACAGGCUGUCACGUCACUUUGCAUUACCGAGGCCCUGUAGCAUCCAGUGUGUCCUGGAGAAGGAGCUCCUCUGCUCAGAGGGCACAUCAUAACCUUUUGUCUUAUAAACAUAACAUUUACUGAAGCUCUUGGCAAGCGACCAUCAGCACCACCCACUCCUGACAAGAAACAACAUUCGCUGGCAGAGGAAACUUACCAACAGAACUUUUAAUUUGACAUCUAUCACAAAUUAACAGUUCUGGAAUUGUGAGUCCCCCCCCACGUUUCAUGAACACAAUGUAAUACUGCAUGUGAACAUGAGUUUUAAGCAGCAAUAAUCCCUUAUUAUAUAACAAUAUUGUAUCACAUUAAAAUAAGAAAACAGAUCGUAGAAUUGUCAGUGAGGUCUGCAGCUCUGGGAGCUUUUCUCCCUCGGCAGCACUUAAUCAAGUCGAUAUGGAAGAUACACACUGUCAACCUGGAAGUGGGCAGUGUCAUUGUGCUGCAGUAUGAACUGAAACCAUGCACUGUCUCCAGACGUUAUGAAAUCACUGUACAUGUCCUCUCAUUCUAUGUCUGUCUAGAAAGAUCAUACUUGUGUGCGUUUGUGUUUGUGUGUGUGUGUGCGUGUCUGUGUGGUUGGCUCGGCCCUGGCUCUCUGAGUUGUACCUGCUCCUCUCGACCUGUCACUCCAUUCAGCUCACACGUCUGCAUGAGGCAAAGUCUGUGUAAUCUGCCAGAGGUGCGUUUUUUACUGAGGAUGUCAGAAACUAAUUGUUAAGGUUUGAACUCUUAAGCUGGAGAUGUGUAGAGACCGAACAUUUGUGCUUGUACCGCGAGUGUGUGUUGUGUGUGUGUGAGCCUCAGUAAGACGUGUUGGAAAGAUGUGACUUGUUAGCAUGCUCUGGUUUCCUCUGGCUCCCUCUUUCAUUUCUGUUAUUCUGGCUCAUUGGUCAACGGCUCACAGGAUUUUAGUUUUCGUGGUGAAAGUGAACAGAUCAACAGACGUCGCCGGCCUCUAAUAAAGCAGCUGAUAGUUCUGUUGAUGUUGACACACGGGCGUUCCAUGGCGGUUUGCCCACAUGCUUCUGGUCCACACAAUCCUCCAAGGCGAAUGCUGCUUCCUAUUUAUUUGAAGCCAUCCUGUUUAAUUGCAGCGACAGCUUAUUGCCUCCAGGGCACGGUGGCCCAACACUCUUUAUCCUAGCCUUACUAAUGCUCUGACUUCCGCUUCCUUUAGUUUGGCAGUCAGCGAAGUUGAUAUGGUCCCAGGAUGCUGCUGCUGGGAAAUGUCUCUGCUUGGGCUAACUCCGUCUCUAUGUCCAGUGGAGAAGAUGCACCACCGGCUCUUCUCCAAAACCCUCAACCUUUAUUCUUUCUCAGAUUGUAUAUCCAUUUUUUAAGAUAUAUUAAAGAGAAUAUGAAUAAAAACAAUGUGGCUUGUUUUA